AUGAAAAAGAAGCAUCAAGGCAAUGCAAGGGUGAAACGUGCACACCUUCAAGCACUUCGCACUGACUUUGAAACACUUCAUAUGAAGCCGGGAGAGUCCGUUUCUGACUAUUUCUCAAGAACGACGGCGAUUGCAAACAAGAUGCGUAUCUAUGGUGAAAAGAUGGAAGAUGUUACAAUAAUUGAAAAAAUUCUUCGAUCGAUGAACUCAAAAUUCAAUUAUGUCGUUUGUUCAAUUGAGGAAUCGAAUGAUAUUGAUGUACUUUCAAUUGAUGAACUGCAGAGUUCACUGUUGGUUCAUGAGCAAAGAAUCAAUCAUGAUGUCAAAGAGGAGCAAACAUUGCAGGUCACAACUAACAAUCACUCUUCAACAUCCAGAGGAAGAGGCCGAGGACGAGGAAGAGGUAGAGGUAGCAGAGAAGGCAGACUCACACAUUACAAAUCAGAAGAUCACCAUGUUUUUGAUUCCCGAAGCAGAGGUAGAGGGCGUGAUAAUCAGCAAUCACUUGAUCAAGAAUCAAAGCCAUUUGACAAAUCAAAUGUCGAGUGCUACAGAUGUCAUAGGUAUGGCCAUUAUGGUAAUGAAUGUCGGACAAAAUUACAAAAAGAAAUUGGUGAAAAAUCAAUUUUUGUAGAGAAGGAAGAUGAAGUCACUCUUCUGAUGGCGUGUCAUACCAUGGAAGAAACACACCAUAACUUGUGGUAUUUAGACACAGAUUUGAAGAGCAAUUUGCUUAGUGUGGGGCAGCUACAAGAGAAGGGAUAUGAGAUCGUCAUUAAAGUAGGAAUGUGUCGAAUUCAAGAUCCAAAUAAGGGUCUAAUUGCUCAGGUCAACAUGAUGGCAAAUCGGAUGUUUCCGAUAUAUAUCCAGAAUGCUUUUCAUUCUUGUUUCUCUGUUAAGGUGAAAGAUUCAGCAUGGCUAUGGCAUUUUCGCUAUGGGCAUCUGAACUUCACUGGAUUGAAGACUUUAUAUCAGAAAAAUAUGGUGACGGGCCUUCCACAGAUUGAUAUUCCUUCACAAGUUUGUGAAGAAUGUGUUGUUUUGGGACACUUCUCUUAG
Molecule: messenger RNA, 1059 nt
Organism: Cornus florida
Lineage: Eukaryota; Viridiplantae; Streptophyta; Magnoliopsida; Cornales; Cornaceae
Exons: 2
Coding region: 1-1059 (352 amino acids)
Molecular function (GO): zinc ion binding; nucleic acid binding
Source: RefSeq, a predicted model, not a curated record